AUGUCCUUUUUGUUUUACAGAUCUGCUUCUCCAGAAACUAGUACCGCAGGUCUUUCCCCUGGUAUUGAGUUUAAUAGUGAGAACAAACACCCUGCGCUUAUAUGUGAAUUCUUUGUUAAAGGGCGGUGUAUUAAAGGAAGUUCAUGUAAAUAUAUUCACAUCAAAGGUAGCGUUGUUAAUCCUAGACAACAACCUGAGGAAGAUGUAGCUGUAGCAGAUAAGAAAGCAUCUGUUCAGCUUGGUGAAGAUAUUGGAAAUGCUGCUGAAAGAUCAAGAUCACCAUCACCUCGUUCUGAUCAAUUGCAUUCAUCAGUUAGAAAUAAGACAGCUUUAUCCCCUUUACUCCAGAGUAAGGAUAAAUCUAUCGGCACAUCACUUGGCUCUCAACAGUUUCUAGCAGUUAUAGAUGAUUUUGGACCAUCUAAGGAUGUAAGACAAAAUAGUACAGAUCAGAGUUUCCCUACUGAUAAUUUUGUCAGGCCUUGUCUGCUGAGUGAUAGAGGUAGUUCUACUUUCAUAAAUAGUUUUCUUCCUAAGCAUAUACCUUCAUCAAGUGGCUCAGUUACAUCAUUGGGCAAGACAUACAAAGAGGAACAAAAAUUUCGUGUCUGGACAUGGUUAGCAUCAUUACCUUUAAGUUCUUCUCAAAGUGCAUGUUCUCUUGGUGCCCAAAAGAUGUUGGACAAUAGCAGAGAACACCAUUCUUCCCGGUUGUCUUUGCUGCAAGGCUCUUCCCCCUUCUCUAAUUUUGAACCGGAAAACUGUCCUGUCAGUGAUAUUGCUAGGGAUCCAUUGCACUUUGCUGAAUAUAGAAUAAACUUUUCUUCAGAAGGUUGGGAACCAUCAGUGCCCUUUCGACCAUCCUUUUUUGUUACUUUUAGCCCAUCAUCCCCACGAUAUGGUCCUUUUCGUGAUAGCAUUGAUUUGUCCAAUGUAGGAAAGGGUUCUCUUGAAUUUUCAUUUUGUAGUCAAGACCCAUCCCUCCUGAAUGUAGCAUAUCCACCAACAUAUGGUGAUUCUGCAUCGGCCGGGCCAUUGGUCACUGAAUGUCAUGCUGAUAAAAGAACUGCAUCUUCCCAUGCUAGACACCUUAAAAAUUUGGUCAAUAAUUAUUGCUACACUUCUGGGAAACAUUCAACAACUGAUGCAAAUGAAGGGACCUCUGCAGCUGAUAUGCAAAAUGGAACACUGGCUAAAGAGGAGAUUUCCUCAGUUGCUUCUCAUGUCAAAGACAUUUCAAAGACUAGAAAAUUUGAUACUGGUCGAGAUGCUAGACAUCAAAGGGAUGGGUUUCAAUGCAUAAUAGACCUAAAAGUAGAUAGAGGUAGAGAAAAGAAUGAAACAUAUGUUGAGCAUAAGGCUGAUGGUGAUGCACUGAGAGAGUCUAAAGCAAUGAGGCAUUUCCACACUGCUCUUGUAGAUUUAAUUAAAGAAAUUUUGAAACCAACUUGGCACGAGGGACAUCUCAGUAAAGAUGUUCAUAAUAGAAUAGUCAAAAAAGCUGCUGACAAGGUUAUUGGCACCAUUCAGCCUCAUCAAAUUCCACUUACCUUCGAAUCAACUGAGCAGUAUCUUUCUUCUUCCCAACCAAAAAUAGCAAGGCUUGUUCAGGGAUAUAUUGAGAAAUACGGAAAAUCUUGAGAGGCUGAGUGUUUAUGUAUUUGUACAGUUUUGUGCUAAUUUUCUAAUGGAGUUCCUAACAAUGGUAUUUUCAACCUAUUAAAAUGAUAAUCAUGGAAGUACUCGGGAUUCUCUUGAAAACUUUUCAUAUUUAAUUUUUUGUUUCUUUUAUUAGUUGUAUGCAGAAAGAAAUUUACAAUUUAUGUGGCUUAUCUAUUAGUUGAUAUAAAGCUAAGAGAGUAUGUUGGUAUUUUUCGCAUGCAUACCUAGAAAUCUCCCAAGGAGCUUAAGUUAAAC
Molecule: messenger RNA, 1917 nt
Organism: Hibiscus syriacus
Lineage: Eukaryota; Viridiplantae; Streptophyta; Magnoliopsida; Malvales; Malvaceae
Product: protein FRIGIDA-ESSENTIAL 1-like
Exons: 4
Coding region: 1-1641 (546 amino acids)
Molecular function (GO): metal ion binding
Source: RefSeq, a predicted model, not a curated record